This is a messenger RNA of Guillardia theta CCMP2712, 878 nucleotides long. RefSeq lists its product as hypothetical. The transcript is spliced from 7 exons. The annotation marks the transcript as partial. The record is from RefSeq and is a predicted model, not a curated record. Lineage: Eukaryota; Cryptophyceae; Pyrenomonadales; Geminigeraceae.
ACACGGUCGUUCGCCAUGGCGCGGGUACUAGCUAUCGCUGCUCUCUCCUCCGUGGCUUCAGCCGCUGGCGUUGAGCUCCCUACAUGCUCCUCGAUGGCACUAUCCUCCUCAUUGUCAUCUCCCCCGAUGGCCUUCGCCGGGUUCUCUCCAGCCUUGGUCGGAGGGAAGGGUUCUACCCGCAGCUCCAGCUGUAAGAUGAGUAUGGAGACCACGAGCAGGAGGAAUGUGCUGCUGGCUGCUGCUGUCACCACCGGCAGCUUCUUGUUGCACGCAGAUCCUGCUGCGGCCAAGAAGGCAAGGAGCACCUUGGUGGCUCCUGAUGGAACUGUAGAGACAAUUGAGGAGAGGAAGGCAAGGAUAGCGAAAGAGCGCGAGGAGAUGGAGAAGAGGAGGCAAGAGCUCGACCAGAAGGCAAAGGCUUUCGAGGAGGAGAAUGGCCCUGUGCAAGUGGAGAUGGGAUCUAACCUUCGUGGUGAUUACUAUUUUCCAACAGCUCGCAAGCGCUACCUUCCGAGGGUGAAGGGAGCUUAUGACGGCCUCCAGGAGACCAUUCAAACCAUCCAGGAGGCAUCCCCCGAUUGGAAGACGGUGGAGCAGUUCGCCAAGGGCCCAGCUGACGUGACAGGAGCGAUGAAGCUCUAUGUCUCAGCGCUGGGAGGAGGCGGUCUCUCCAUCCAGUCCAAGUUCAUGGAGGCGAUGGGGAAGGCGGCUGACGAGUACGACCGUGACUACAAGGACUUCAAGCAGGCAGUCAGCAAGAAGGACUCGUCCAAGGCAGUCAGCAUCGCCAAGUCCAUGCAGAGCGCACUGCUGGCCUACAGGUCUGCCGGCAAGCCCGCAGGUCUUGAUUCCGAUGACUGGGGUGUUGGAGCGAUCCC